CAUAUACAUACACAUACACUUGCAGAAUCAUUUAACAUUAUGGGGUCUAAAUUCAUUACUGUUUUUAUUAGCCUCAUGCUUGCAUCUGUACUGCUGGUUCAGGAUUGUUCAGGGGUACAGCAAUGUUUUGCCCCGACAGCUUGUGACACUAAUCUAGCAUCCUGCACCAUCGGACUAGAUUGCUUGGGGUCUUUGUUCACAAUGUGCGAUUUUGGCGACCUUCAACCCAACGGAGCUUGCCAAACCUUUCCAGGCACUACAACUCCUUACUGCGAAUGCAACUCUUGUAUUGGGCUCGUCAAUGAACUGUUCUAUUCCUGCUCUUGCAACAAUGCACCAAGCGGAUUAGUAUGUCCCACUGAUACAACAUUUGUUUCUUGUCGAUCCUUUGUGACAGGACAAGUUCAGUAUUCGUGUUGUAAAAGUCCUGAUGUAUGCUAA
Folsomia candida is the source of this 441-nucleotide messenger RNA. RefSeq lists its product as uncharacterized. NCBI's taxonomy places the organism in Eukaryota, Metazoa, Arthropoda, Collembola, Entomobryomorpha, Isotomidae. The transcript has 3 exons. The record is from RefSeq and is a predicted model, not a curated record. Bases 40 to 441 code for a protein of 133 amino acids.